GCUAAUUUAUUUGAUAAUAACUUCGAUUAUGUUUUACAAUUUUGAAAGAUACCAGCUUUUUGUGGACCUAGAACAGCAAGGCGUGCCCCCCAUUCUGACUUUAUCCAUCCUUAACUUAGGAACAUAUAAGCCACACGACCUUGAGUUCGUUCUGCUAGCUUCCUUCCUUAGCUAUCAAAUUGCGUAACUUGACCAUAUCUCCCUUUUCAUUUGCACACCUUCCCCCUCAUUUCGCACAGGCACCAACGGUCAACUCAUUUCAUCUACUCACCUUUUUCAGCCGUCAAACACAACCUACCAAUAUUAUAUAAAUAAACUAACCCUUCAUAAACACAACACUUAGAACAAACACCACCAUCUUUUGAUUCACAUCCUAUUCAACCCCUUUUGUUCCAAACUCACUCUACUCAAUCCCUUCAGUUUCUCACAGGGAAAAAACUCAUCUUUUUCUAUUAUGGCUACUGGUGGAUGUAGCAGGGGACCUGUGAAGGUUGUCAUAAUCAACACCCAAUACGUUCAAACCGAUGCCACCAGCUUCAAAUCUGUUGUGCAGAAGCUUACGGGUAAAGAUUCCGACACUUACGGAGCAAAGGUCGACAGAAAUAGACACGACAAAGGUGGAACGAAGAGGUCGUUUUUGAUGAGAGAUGUGUCGUUUAAGGAGUUCGAUAGGUUACUCCGAGAGAUGCCACCCAUAAACGACCUCUUGCGCUGAAUAAACCACUUAGUUAUCUUCUGCGCGCAGGUGUAUGUAUAUAACAUACAUUUCUUUGUAUCUGAUUUAUUGAUUUGAUUUUUCAGAGUACACCAUACAUACAUAUACGUACAUUUAUUGUUUUGAUAUCGUUGGACGGGCGUAUAUACGUAUUUACAGCUUGUGAGCCUGUAUUUGUUCGUUUAAUAAUUUUAACAUUGUUUCGGUAUA
Molecule: messenger RNA, 925 nt
Organism: Vigna radiata var. radiata (mung bean)
Lineage: Eukaryota; Viridiplantae; Streptophyta; Magnoliopsida; Fabales; Fabaceae
Product: VQ motif-containing protein 1
Exons: 1
Coding region: 455-715 (86 amino acids)
Source: RefSeq, a predicted model, not a curated record